GCUCACUCCCGCAAGGCUCCCCUUCAUCUCUCCCUGCUCCAAGCCUCUCUCUCGCACGCAUCCCACCCCACCCCACCCCACCCGACCGCGUUGAGUCGAGUCCAAUCGAUGGAGCAGCAGCCUGUGGCGGCGGCAGCGGCAGCGGAGCCGGAGGUACCGGCGGGGCUUGGGCUGACGGCCGCGGAGUACGCGCAGCUGCUGCCCACGGUGGAGGCGUACCACCGGUACGCCGUGGGGCCAGGCCAAUGCUCCUCCCUCGUCGCGCAGCGUAUCGAGGCGCCGCCAGCAGCCGUCUGGGCCAUCGUCCGCCGCUUCGACUGCCCCCAGGUGUACAAACACUUCAUCCGCAGCUGCGCGCUCCGCCCGGACCCCGAGGCCGGCGACGAGCUCCGCCCGGGCCGCCUCCGCGAGGUCAGCGUCAUCUCCGGCCUCCCCGCCAGCACCAGCACCGAGCGCCUCGACCUCCUCGACGACGCGCGCAGGGCCUUCGGCUUCACCAUCACCGGCGGCGAGCACCGCCUCCGCAACUACCGGUCCGUCACCACCGUCUCCGAACUCUCCCCGGCCGCGCCCGCUGAGAUCUGCACCGUCGUCCUCGAGUCAUACGUCGUCGACGUCCCCGACGGCAACAGCGAGGAGGACACGCGCCUCUUCGCGGACACUGUCGUCAGGCUCAACCUCCAGAAGCUCAAGUCCGUGGCCGAGGCCAACGCCGCCGCCGCGGCCACGACCGCGCCGCCGGCAGAAUAACGGCGGCCGGAUGCUGUGAUACGCUUUGCUUUUUCUCGGGAGGGGGUUGCUUCGAAUUGACGCAUGCAGGGGCUUCGAAUAGGUGUGAUUCCUGAGGUGCUGCCUGUAAUAAAACUCUUUCCAUGGACUCCUCCAUCCCCUUUCUUUUCCUUUCCUUUGGAAUUCUUUCACCUUUCUGUCGUGCUUGCAAUUGGAAUUCAACUUUGCAUGUCCGUGAUUCAUAGCUCGCUACUGCUAGAUGAUCAAGCCAGCUUAUCACUUAUAGCAGUACUACUCAAUGUUCAUUAGCUUGAUUCAUACUCUAGCCCUUGUUGAUCAAUGAUGAUGAUGAUGAAUUAGCACU
Messenger RNA from Triticum dicoccoides, 1093 nucleotides. Its product is annotated as abscisic acid receptor PYL10-like. Lineage: Eukaryota; Viridiplantae; Streptophyta; Magnoliopsida; Poales; Poaceae. Gene Ontology annotation, molecular function: signaling receptor activity; protein phosphatase inhibitor activity; abscisic acid binding. The transcript has a single exon. Gene Ontology annotation, cellular component: cytoplasm; nucleus. Gene Ontology annotation, biological process: abscisic acid-activated signaling pathway. The coding region runs from base 109 to 750 and encodes 213 amino acids. The record is from RefSeq and is a predicted model, not a curated record.